AUGGCUCCGGUCGAUAAAUGUCUGGCCUCGAUGGCCAGACUGAGCCUUUUACAUGCCUCACGGCCGACAACAUCAAUGGCCCCUGGCUACCUAACCCCAGCCGCUCUGGUACAAACACGCCAUGCUUCCGUCGUCCGCAUCAAAAAGGGUCCCGCCAAGAAAAAGGCUAUACCAAAGGAUUUUCGACGUCACAACCUCGACAAGAGAGAAUUCCCAAGAUUCUCGCUUGUUGAGGCCAUGAGAAUCCUCCGCGCAUACGAAGUCGGCCAGCCUCCCGCGUCCAUCAAAUACGAUCUUGCCAUCAACUUAAAAACUGCCCGAAACGGCCCCGUCGUCAAGAGCAGCCUGCGUCUACCGCACCCCGUCGGCACCGACCUGCGCAUCGCCGUCGUCUGCAAGGAGGGCAGCGCGGUGGCCGCUGCCGCGUCCGCCGCGGGAGCCGUCGCUGUGGGCGAGGAGUCGCUAUUUGAGGAGAUUCGCAAGGAGAAUAUCAACUUUGACCGCCUCCUGUGCCACGAGGGCAGCGAGCAGGUGCUGCAAAAAGCCGGCCUGGGUCGCAUACUGGGCCCCAAGGGCCUGAUGCCCUCGGCGCGCAUGAGGACUAUAGUCAGCGACGUGGCCAAGUCAAUCCGUGACGCCGCCGGCUCGGCCGACUACCGUGAGCGCCAGGGUGUCGUUCGCAUGGCCAUUGGCCAGCUCGGCCAUACACCUGAGCAGCUCAAGGCCAAUAUCACGGCCGUCAUGACCAAGAUCAAGGCCGAGUGCGCCCAAAUCUCGGAAGAGUCGCACAAGGAGGUGCACGAUGUCAUUCUUAGCACGACAAAUGGGCCUGCUGUCAGCUUGAGCGGCAAGCUGGUAGAGGAGGGCGAAACGGUUACAGCUGAACAAUUAUCGGGCGCCAUGUAA
Messenger RNA from Beauveria bassiana ARSEF 2860, 906 nucleotides. RefSeq names its product ribosomal protein L1p/L10e family protein. The transcript is spliced from 2 exons. NCBI's taxonomy places the organism in Eukaryota, Fungi, Ascomycota, Sordariomycetes, Hypocreales, Cordycipitaceae. Bases 1 to 906 code for a protein of 301 amino acids. The record is from RefSeq and is a predicted model, not a curated record.